This is a messenger RNA of Cercospora beticola, 3571 nucleotides long. RefSeq lists its product as uncharacterized. The record is from RefSeq and is a predicted model, not a curated record. NCBI's taxonomy places the organism in Eukaryota, Fungi, Ascomycota, Dothideomycetes, Mycosphaerellales, Mycosphaerellaceae.
AGUGGAGCAAAAUGACCUGAUAUUCUUACCGCGACGAUGGGCCGCUACGGCGAUGAGGGCGGCGCGGAAACGACUACUGACUUGCCUAUCCAGCUCCGCCGAGCCUCAUUCAUCCUUCCCAAAACGGGCGAGCGCUCUAAGCGCCAGUUUACGCUUCGCGAUGCUUCCGCUCGCAUGUCCCAGGGCAACAGCCCCGAACAAUCACGAUCCUUUCUGAACGGCGAUAGCAUCCGAUUGCCGUACGAUGAAGGCGAGUACGAGGAGCCGACGCGAUGGCAGCAGAUCCAAGAUGUCAUCCAGGACCGCGCGCAACGAUUCCGGAAUUUCGCAGUCAGUCCGACUGGCCAAGGAAUCUUCAAAUGCUCCAUCGGCUAUCUAUUGGGCUCUAUGGCCACCUUGAUCCCCAGUAUCGCCAAGUUCUUUGGUGAUAAACAGGACUCGAAGCACUUGGUCGCCACCGUGACGGUCUACUUCCACGCUGCGAGAACAGUGGGCAGCAUGCAUGAAGCUACAGUUCUAGCUUUGAUGGGCUUCCUAUAUGCCGCAUUCCUCAGCUUCUCAAGCAUGGGCGUGAGCAUAUUCUUCGCUCACCAGGAUUUGAUUGUAGUCGGCCAUGCGAUCGUCUUGGUUGUAUUUGUUGCCGGAGGGUUCGGCUUGAUGGCAUAUGUCAAGCAGCGAUUGGGAAACCCACUCGUCAAUGUUGCGAUAUCUCUGGCUUCGCUUGGAAGCAUUACCAUCUUGCUGAGGGAGGGCUCGAUCCAGGCAGGAUCUUUCUCUUACGAAAGGAUCACACAGGUCCUGGGCAUGGUCAUCUUGGGAAUCAUCAUCGCAAGCGUGGUCAAUUUCGUGAUCUUUCCGACAUUGGCGAGGAAGAAGCUUUCGGAGCAGAUGGAGAAGAACACUGAUCUGCUCGGCGAGAUGCUCAUAUCCAUCACGCGUGCGUUCCUACAUGGCCGCGAGCAGGAUUUGGAGGAUGACUACUUCAAGACUUUGGCGAAAGAACAUGCGUCGAGCUUGAAUGUUAUGAAGAAGAAUUUGAACGAGGCGAAGAAGGAGCACUAUGUUCUGGGUGAUGAGAGGCUGUACAGGGCGCAAGCUAAAGUCGUCUCGUGUCUUGCUGGGCUGUCGCAGGAUCUGGGAGGCUUGAGAAGUGCAGCAUUGGCACAAUUUGCAUUUCUCCACGAACAAGAGCAGAAUGUGAUCUAUGGAAGGUCGCUAAGCCCGGUGGACAACGAGUCUUGGAUUGCGAGUCCGACCAUGACGAGCCCACCGAUCGAUGCCCCGGCGCAGAACUAUCGCAACCUUGCUGUGAUCAAUGAGGUUUCCGAGGGCGGAUCAGCCGAGCAGUCACUGCCAAAUGGAAAUGGCUUGCCAGUGGGGGGACACGAACGAACGACAAGUGACAUGUCCAACUUCAAGAAUGGCUACUUUGUCACUCCAAGCGGAACGGCAACACCGUACUCAACAUAUACGGAUUACUCGACACGUGAGCACGAGCCUUACACGCCUGGUGGGCAGCUCGCAAAGAGCCCUGGCGACAUGUUUGUGGCGUUCAUAAGCCAGCUAGGCCCUCCGACUAAGUCUCUAGUAUACACUGUGAAGCAGGUACUGGACGAGUUACCAUUCAAAGAAGUGAGGACGCCGGGCUGGAACCCAUGGACCGUGCGAGAGUUGGAAGUGGCCGUGAGCGAGCAAUUUCACGACAGUCUGCGGGACGCGGUGGAGCUAUAUCGAGAGGAGCGUAAGCAUGCUCUCUCUGCACUGUACCAGAAUCGGGCAAUUAGUGCAGCAGUAAAUGCCCAGCACGACAGCAAGGGUGCGUUCGGAACGCGACCUCAAACGCCCGGCAACCACUCGCCUGUCAGUGUGAGAACCGACAGAAGGCAAAACACUCUCUUUGACCGACAGCCUGAGGAGGUGUUGGCAGAUAUUGAGGAAGUUUCUGCCUGCUGCGGGCACUUCUCUUUUGCGUUGCUCGACUUUGCCGAAGAUGUGCUCAAUUACCUGAACGUUUUAGAUGAGCUUAAAAUCGAGAUGGAGUCGCCACGACGGAGCUGGAACUGGCUUAAAUUCUGGCAAAAGGAAAGGAAGCCGGACGGCACCGUCAGUCCACGAGCAAGCACUUAUCCGGAGCACAACGAAGAGCCUGACAGUGGGUACAAGAUACCGGAGGAUAUCCGCAAGGCAGAUCGUCUCAUACCCACGACACACAGCUUCUUGUUGGAUAAGCCUUGGUACUAUGGAGUGUACAGGGCAUUCCGCUGGAUCCGGCGAGAUGAUGUUCGAUUUGCAAUCAAAGUUGGCCUGGGCGCAGCUUUGUAUGCUCUACCGGCCUUCCUGCGCGAGACCAGGCCUUUCUUCCUGCAUUGGCGAGGUGAGUGGGGUCUGGUCUCGUACAUGGUCGUAUGCUCCAUGACAGUCGGUGCAACGAACACGACGGGUUUCAAUCGGAUCUGGGGAACGAUCAUUGGCGCCGUCUGCGCUACCCUUGCAUGGCUCAUAGCAAACCAUGAUGGAGUUGCCAAUCCUUAUAUUCUCGGAUUCUGCGGCUGGUUGAUGUCACUCUACGGGUUUUACGUGAUCGUGGGACAGGAUAAUGGGCCGAUGGGACGAUUUAUCAUUUUGACUUACAACCUGAGUGCGCUGUACUCCUACAGCUUGAGCAUCAACGACAACGACAAUGACGAUGACGAGGGUGGCGUCGAUCCUGCAAUCUGGGAGAUUGUUCUUCACAGAACUGUCUCCGUAACAGUCGGUACAAUCUGGGCUAUCAUCGUCUGCCGCUGGAUCGCACCAAUCUCCGCGCGUCACAAGCUCCGAGAAGGACUAUGUCUCCUCUGGCUGCGAAUGGGUUUAAUCUGGAAACGUGAUCCACUGGCUCUACUCCUGCUCGGCGAACCAGCAAGCGCAUACAUGGACAUCCGCGAAGAAGCAGAACUCGUCUCCUUCCUCGGCAAUCUACGAAGUCUACGAAAAGCCGCUUCAGCCGAAUUCGAAUUCCAAGGUCCGUUCCCCGACAAACAAAUCGGCAACAUGCUCGAUCGCGCCGGACGAAUGCUCGACGCCUUCCACGCCAUGAACGUCGUCAUAUCGAAGAACCUCCAAGCCACACCCGGAGAAGCCGCCGUCCUCAAAUACACUCGUCCCGAACGCUUCGCAUUAUCAGCACGAAUUUCCCAUCUCUUCACCGUCCUCGCCAGCUCCAUCAAACUCGAAUAUCCGCUCAAUGAUGUUCUACCAAAGAUUGACGACGCGAGAGACCGCUUACUUGCGAAGAUUUCGGAGUAUAGAAGGACCGGAGAAGGGAGGGAGUUGACUACAGAACAGGAUUAUGAGAUGUUAUAUGCUUAUGUGCUGGUUACGGGACAGCUGGCGAAGGAUAUUGAGGUUGUGGGACAGGAAGUGGAAGGACUGUAUGGGACGUUGAAUGAGGAUAACUUGAAUUUGCACUGAGUGCGUUUCUUGAUGAUACCAGGUUGCAUGGAAAUUGUGUAUGGAGUGGUAAGCAUUAGCGAUGGAUUAUACGAUUGGCGUGGCUUGUAAAGUAGCAAUACAGAUGGCUUUGGAUUCG